This is a messenger RNA of Xenia sp. Carnegie-2017, 860 nucleotides long. Its product is annotated as protein C19orf12 homolog. Lineage: Eukaryota; Metazoa; Cnidaria; Anthozoa; Malacalcyonacea; Xeniidae. The record is from RefSeq and is a predicted model, not a curated record.
CCAAUUUCCUGGAUUUGAGGGUAAUUACCACGACAAAUUGAGAAUACCCAGUAUCAUCGCCGUUUCCUUUCUUUGAAAUCUAUCAAAGUUAUACUGCAAGUUUCUGUUAUGUAAACUGUAUAGCGUUAAACUAGAAGGAACAGGUUACAGUUUCAUGUUCAACUUCAAACCCUUCCAGUUCAAACACAAUUGGCACUUUCCAGUUUUUGCGAUCAUAUAUCAUAAAUUGUUGUUAAAUAUAUCGAAAAAUUAUGGCGGGCACAGUUCGUAUAUCACCUAACGAAUUGGUUGAAUUCUUGGCAAAAUUAGCUAAAAAUGAAAACCUUCAGGUAUCGGUGAAGCAGAGCGCUAAAGGUGGUCUGACAGCUGGCGUUUGUGCCACUGUUGGUGGACUUGUUGGUGGACCAGCUGGUAUUGCAGUAGGAGCGGCAGUUGGUGGUCUUGUUGGUGCCUGCACUAGUGGUACUUUCAAACCUGUCUAUCAAGUGUUGCAAGAGUUGAGCUCUGUCGAAAAGGAGAAACUGCGGUCCUCAGUAAUGGCAGCUUUAGGUGAUGCUGGUGUCUUAGAUUUGGCGUCUUUGGCUGCCCUUAUUGCCACUGAUCAGAUGUACAAGAAGCAAAUGUUGGGUGCAAUGUUGGAGUACUUAAAAGGCGAAUUGGGCAUGGAUUUUGUAGAAUAAAGAUAUUGAAUACAUGUGAAUAGGAUUUAUUUAGGCAAUUAAAUGUAGGAAGAAGCUUAGUUAAUGACCAAUGAUGGAAACACUUACCAAAGUUGUGUUAAUUUAAUUGUAUGCACCUAUUUAUUUCCUUGUAUGAAUAAUGGGCACUUUAUACUAUAUUAUAAGUAUAUGAGCAACUCA